AUUAAAUUUGUUAUUGAAGAUAAAUCAAUUACAGAGAAUAAAUCAAAUAAGAAAUAAAGAGAAAAAGAGUAUGGAUUAGAGCAUGUAUUCUUGGACGAGAAAUUAGAGGUGAAGCUUCAAUAUUGGUGCAAGAAAUGCGUUUUCGGGACGUGGUUUGGUAUUAUAAUUAUACACGAAUGAUGCCUGAUUCUUUCGAUGAAUUACUUAAUUUAAUUGAACCAAUUAUACGAAAACAAGAAACAAACUGUCGAAAACCAAUUCCACCUGCUAUCCGGUUGUUAAUAACCUUGCGAUAUUUAGCAUCUGGUGAUUUAAUGUCAUCACUCGCAAUGUCAUAUCGUUUAGGUAAAUCUACUGUUUCUGGUAUAAUUCAAGAGACAUGUGAAGCUAUUUGGGAGACUUUGCAACAUCGUGUUUUAUUUCAACCUUCUCAACAACGAUGGAAAGAGAUAGCAGAUGAUUUUUCUAGAAAAUGGAACUUUCCGCAUUGUAUAGGAGCUAUCGAUGGGAAGCAUGUUGUAAUACAAGCACCACCAUAUGCAGGGUCGACUUUUUACAAUUAUAAAGGGCAACACAGCAUUGUUCUCAUGGCAAUAGUAUCAGCAUCUUAUGAGUUUUUGAUGGUCGAUAUUGGUGCCCAAGGAAGGCAUCAUGAUGGAGGAAUUUUUAAAGGAUCUAUUAUGGGACAGCGAUUUGAAAAUAGACAAAUGGAGUUACCACCUCCAUGUUCGCUGCCAAAUUCUAAUAUUCUUGUUCCAUAUAUACUUGUGGGUGAUGCCGCUUUCCAACUUAAUGAAUAUACUCUUAGACCAUAUCCCGGUAAUCGAUUGAACAGAAUUAGAGAAAUAUUUAAUAAAAGACUGAGUCGAGCCAGGCGUGUUGUGGAAAAUGCGUUUGGUAUUAUGGCUAGUAAAUGGAGGAUUUAUAGGAAACCUAUUAAUGCAUCACUAAAAACAAUUGAAAGCAUAGUUAAAGCAACUGUCUGCCUUCAUAAUUUUUUAUUAUCAACGCCAUAUUAUGCAAAUAGUAUUAAUACGUGUCAAAAUUUUGUACAAGAAAAUGCAACUGCUUUUGAAAAUAUUCGUUCAAUGGGAAGUAAUACACAUUCGCGAUUAGCAGCACAGAUUAGAGAUAUAUUUGCUCAAUAUUUUGUAGAAGUAGGCUCUGUACCUUGGCAAGAUGCAUAUGUGUUAAAUGCAUCUACAUAAAGCAAUUUAAUGUUAUAUUUUAAGAAUUAUAGCAAUUACAAAAUAUUAUAUCUUUUUAGUAUAAGUUGUAUAAAAAUAAA
Messenger RNA from Temnothorax curvispinosus, 1288 nucleotides. RefSeq names its product protein ANTAGONIST OF LIKE HETEROCHROMATIN PROTEIN 1-like. The record is from RefSeq and is a predicted model, not a curated record. Lineage: Eukaryota; Metazoa; Arthropoda; Insecta; Hymenoptera; Formicidae. The coding region runs from base 135 to 1208 and encodes 357 amino acids. The transcript is spliced from 3 exons.